Messenger RNA from Cyprinodon tularosa, 2512 nucleotides. It is a transcript of the gene edar, whose product is annotated as ectodysplasin A receptor. Gene Ontology annotation, cellular component: plasma membrane. Gene Ontology annotation, biological process: positive regulation of canonical NF-kappaB signal transduction; positive regulation of JNK cascade. The transcript is spliced from 12 exons. The record is from RefSeq and is a predicted model, not a curated record. Bases 231 to 1796 code for a protein of 521 amino acids. Lineage: Eukaryota; Metazoa; Chordata; Actinopteri; Cyprinodontiformes; Cyprinodontidae. Gene Ontology annotation, molecular function: signaling receptor activity.
UUUACUCACCAAGGAGGAGCCUGGAGACAGGCCGACAUGCACCACAGUGGAGGCUGAGAACUUGCGUUCAGACUCCCCUGAUCACAGCCAGUCCGUGGGCGAUGCUCACCCGACGCCACGCAGGGGAUUGAACUCCGAUCACCAAGUCCGCUGAUUGCGCAGAGCAGCAGGGAGACCGCAGCAUUGCACCGACAGCCAGGAGGAUCCAGGGAGAAAACGCAAACCCAAAAAUGUCACAGAGCGGAGGUCAGACGAAGUUCAUCUUCCUGUCCUUGAUUUUGGUGUCUCAUCUGUUUGUUAGUGCCGAGUACUUCAACUGUGGAGAGUACGAGUUUUUCAACCAGACCAGCAACAGCUGCCAGGCCUGUCCUCAGUGCCAGCCAGGGCAAGAACCGCAUAUGACAUGCGGUUAUGGUGUAAAGGAUGAAGACUUUUCCUGCGUGCCCUGCCCACAGGGGAAAUACUCCAAAGGAAAGUAUGAGAUCUGCAGGCGCCACAAGGACUGUGAUGCUCUUUAUAGAGCCAUUGUCCGUGUACCAGGAACUGCUGAAAGUGACGCUGAGUGUGGACAAUGUUUACCAGGGUAUUAUAUGUUGGUGAACAAACCUAGGAACGCUUAUGGGAUGGUUUGCCACUCCUGCCAGAAUGCACCGAGCAACACAAAAGAAUGUAUGCAAACCGACGAACCAAAAUCAAAUCCACUGAUUGAUUCCAAAAGCACCACUGUCUUCCCCCAUCAAAAAAAAGAAAUACCUGGACAAGGACAUCUAGCCACAGCACUCAUUAUCGCCAUGUCAACCAUUUUCAUCAUGGCCAUCGCCAUAGUUCUUAUAAUAAUGUUUUAUAUCCUGAAGGCAAAGCCGGGUGGCCAAGCAUGUUGUUCUGGCAAAGUUGUGAAAGCCGUGGAGGCCCAAACCAUCAAACAGGAAGACAAGAAAGAUGUCCCUGACAAUGUGGUGAUCUUCUCGGAGAAGGACGAGUAUGACAAGCUGAAAGCGGCUCCUCAGAAGACGGUGAAAAGUGAGAAUGAUGCAUCGUCAGAGAAUGAGCAGCUGUUGAGUCGCAGCAUCGACAGUGACGAGGAAGCAUCAGACAAGCAAGGAUCGGUCGAGAGCACGUCCCCCAACCCCAGCUGUUGCCUGGUGGACCUGGGCAACAAAUCUGACCUCUCCCUGCUCUCUCUGGGACUCUUGGACCGCGGCCGCACAUCCAAUGGUGCCCCGGUGGUCGCAGCCAGCCACGCCAUCAACAUCCAGAGUCCCAGCUACAUCAACAGUGUCAACCACGUUGCUUCCAGCAACCACAUCAGCAGCAUGAACGGGAUCAACAAUAAUAAAACCCCAGGGAUGCUACAGAGUCGAAGAAAAAAGAUAUUAGAGUUGUAUGCUAGAGCCUGCCAUGUGACUGAAGGACUGAGCCCUACAGAGCUUCCUUUUGACUGCCUAGAGAAGGCCAGUCGCAUGCUGAGCUCCUCCUACAGCAGUGAGGCGGCCGUGGUUAAGACAUGGAGGCACCUGGCAGAGAGUUUUGGCCUGAAGCGUGAUGAGAUCGGCGGCAUGAGUGAUGGCCUACAGCUUUUUGAAAGAGUGAGCACGGCUGGCUACAGUAUCCCUGACCUCCUCACUCGGCUGGUGCAGAUCGAGAGGCUGGACGCUGUGGAGUCGCUCUGCGUGGACGUGCUUGGAACCAGCGAGGUGGUGGCAGUCGCUGGACGACAAAGUAUCAACAGCUUCCACAGCCAGUUGGUGUGUUCUUCCCAGUGCAUUUCUCCCUCCCAGCGCUGUGCCAGUGUCUAAAGAUUUGGUGCAGCAAAGACUUGAGACAGGGGGAUCUUUAAGUACACAUUUAUGUAAGGACAGAGUUGUCACUGACUCGGAGGACACUGCAUAUGAGUGUACAUUUUACCCCCAUCACAUGAAGAAUGCCUGUGGGCGUCUUGUCCACAUUCCUUAAUUUUUAAAAAGCUAAGAGUCCAAAUAACAUGAAAUAAAUGUUUGUAUUUUAUAUUUUUGUUGGAAAGUAUGAGGGAGUACCUAUCAAUAUAAUCUAUUGAUUAGUACAAAAAUGUCUCCAAUUUCCAUUUGGUUCUGCUCUGCAAGAAUUUAAUGAUCAAACUCAAUUUCUGUCUUUAUGAUUUACCUUGAUGUGUUCCUUGAAAUAGGUGAAAGCCUCUGCGCCGGACGCACCUUGACAUACUAUUUCUUUCCAUCCAUCCAUCCAUCCAUCCAUCCAUCCAUCCAUCCAUCCAUCCAUCCAUCCAUCCAUCCAUCCAUCCAUCCAUCCAUCCAUCCAUCCAUCCAUCCAUCCAUCCAUCCAUCCAUCCAUCCAUCCAUCCAUCCAUCCAUCCAUCUCUUUACACCUGUAGAUUUAUAAUGGGAUUUAGGUCAGGCCAGUUUGCUGGUCAGCCAAGCACAGUGCUACAGUUUAAGCAGUUGUUGGUACUUUUGGCAGUGUGGGCAGUUGCCAAGUCCUGCUAGAUAUUCAAAUUCAACAUUUCCACAAAGAUCAUCAG